CAGCUGCAGGCGCCUCUGCCACUCAGGCCCAAGCCUGGCCGGCGGUUGGGGACCUGGCGGCUGGAGGUGGGAGGGAGGAGGGGAAAGAGGCCCAUGCUGUGGGAGGGGGCUGGGAAGAGAGGCUCUCCGGAGCAGGAAGCCAGGCCGCGGGCAGAGGAGGCUGCGGGGCCCCUCGCUGCAAAGGCAAACAGGAAGGACUGCCCCCUGAGCGCCUCGGCUCGGGGCCCGGGAAUCGCCGCCGCCGCAGAGCCGCAGCUCCGGGCCGAGGGUAAGGAGACGAACCCCGAGCGGGCGGCCGGGGGAGCGGGGGGAGCUCCGCGGGUGCCCGCGCCCCGGCCCCAGCCGCGCCCCGCCUCGCCUCGCGGGCUCCCGCCGCCGCCCCCGGGCCUCCGCGCGCCUGCCGCCCGCCCUUCCCCCCGCACCGCUGCGGGCCGGCGGCGACCGCCACGAUGAAGGCGGGCUCCGGGGAUCAGGGGAGCCCCCCGUGCUUCCUGCGCUUCCCGCGGCCUGUGCGGGUGGUAAGUGGCGCCGAGGCCGAGCUCAAGUGCGUGGUCCUGGGGGAGCCGCCGCCCACUGUCGUGUGGGAGAAGGGCGGCCAGCAGCUGGCGGCCUCGGAGCGCGUGAGCUUCCCGGCGGACGGCGCCGAGCAUGGCCUGCUGCUGAGCGGCGCGCUGCCCACCGACGCGGGGGUCUACGUGUGCCGCGCCCGCAACGCGGCCGGGGAGGCCUACGCGGCGGCAGCCGUCACCGUGCUGGAGCCGCCGGCCCCCGAGCCCGAGCCCCAGCCCGCCGAGCACCCGCUGCCGCCUCCCGGGGCCGGGGAGGGCGCCCCGGUGUUCCUGGCGGGGCCCCGGUCCCAGUGGGUGCUGCGGGGGGCGCAGGUGGUGCUGACGUGCCAGGUGGGGGGCCUCCCCGCGCCCGCGCUCUACUGGGAGAAGGACGGGAUGGCCCUGGACGAAGUGUGGGACAGCAGCCACUUCACGCUCGAGCCUGGCGGCGCCGAGGGCGGCCAGGGCGUGAGCCUAGCGCUGCGCAUCCUGGCAGCGCGGCUGCCCGACUCGGGUGUCUACGUGUGCCACGCCCGCAACGCGCACGGCCACACGCAGGCCGGCGCGCUGCUGCAGGUGCACCAGCCCCCCGAAAACCCGCCCGAGGACCCCGACGAGGCCCCCAAGCCCGUGGUGGAGCCGCUCAAGUGCGCGCCCAAGACCUUCUGGGUGAACGAGGGCAAGCACGCCAAGUUCCGCUGCUACGUGAUGGGCAAGCCCGAGCCCGAGAUCGAAUGGCACUGGGAGGGCCGCCCGCUGCUCUCCGACCGCCGCCGCCUCAUGUACCGCGACCGCGACGGCGGUUUCGUGCUCAAGGUGCUCUACUGCCAGGCCAAGGACCGCGGGCUCUACGUGUGCGCAGCGCGCAACUCGGCAGGCCAGACGCUCAGUGCCGUGCAGCUGCACGUCAAAGAGCCCCGCCUCCGCUUCACCAGGCCCCUGCAGGACGUGGAAGGCCGGGAGCACGGGAUUGCCGUGCUGGAGUGUAAAGUGCCCAACUCGCGCAUUCCCACGGCCUGGUUCCGCGAGGACCAGAGGCUGCUGCCGUGCCGCAAGUACGAGCAGAUCGAGGAGGGCACUGUCCGGCGCCUCAUCAUCCACAGGCUGAAGGCAGAUGAUGACGGCGUCUACCUGUGCGAGAUGCGGGGCCGGGUGCGCACCGUGGCCAACGUGACAGUCAAAGGGCCCAUUCUGAAGCGGCUGCCCCGGAAGCUGGACGUCCUAGAGGGAGAGAAUGCGGUGCUGCUGGUGGAGACACAAGAAGCUGGGGUCGAGGGGCGCUGGAGCCGCGACGGGGAGGACCUGCCGACCACCUGCCAGAGCAGCUCUGGCCACAUGCACGCCCUGGUCCUUCCAGGGGUCACCCGAGAAGAUGCUGGCGAGGUCACCUUUAGCCUGGGCAACUCCCGUACCACCACUCUGCUCAGAGUCAAAUGUGUCAAGCACAGCCCCCCGGGACCCCCCGUGUUGGCAGAGAUGUUCAAGGGCCAUAAGAACACAGUCCUGCUGACCUGGAAGCCCCCCGAACCAGCCCCUGAGACCCCCUUCAUCUACCGGCUGGAGCGGCAGGAGGUGGGCUCCGAAGACUGGAUCCAGUGCUUCAGCAUCGAGAAAGCCGGAGCCGUGGAGGUCCCAGGAGACUGUGUGCCCUCCGAGGGCGACUACCGCUUCCGCGUCUGCACGGUCAGCGAACAUGGCCGCAGCCCCCAUGUUGUGUUCCACGGGUCCGCUCACCUCGUGCCCACAGCUCGCCUGGUGGCCGGUCUGGAGGAUGUCCAGGUGUACGACGGGGAAGAUGCAGUCUUCUCCCUGGAUCUUUCCACCAUCAUCCAGGGCACCUGGUUUCUUAAUGGGGAAGAACUCAAGAGUCACGAGCCAGAGGGCCAGGUGGAGCCCGGGGCCCUGUGCUACCGGAUUGAGCAGAAAGGUCUGCAGCACAGACUCCUCCUGCGAGCCGUCAAGCACCAGCACAGCGGGGCCCUGGUUGGCUUCAGCUGCCCUGGUGUGCAGGACUCAGCCGCCCUCACCAUCCAAGAGAGCCCGGUGCACAUCCUGAGCCCCGAGGACAAGGUGUCCUUGACCUUCACGACCUCGGAGAGGGUGGUGCUGACCUGUGAGCUCUCCCGGGUGGACUUCCCAGCGUGCUGGUACAAGAAUGGGCAGGAGGUGGAGGAGAGCGAGUCGCUAGUGGUGAAGAUGGAUGGGCGCAAACACCGCCUGAUCCUGCCGGCCGCCGAGGUCCGGGACAGCGGCGAGUUUGAGUGCAGAACGGAGGGGGUCUCCGCCUUCUUCAGUGUCACCGUCCAAGACCCCCCGGUGCAUAUCCUGGAUCCCCAGGAGCACGUGUUCGUGCACGCCAUAACCUCAGAGUGUGUCAUGCUAACCUGUGAGGUGGACCGAGAAGACGCCCCCGUGCACUGGUACAAGGAUGGGCAGGAGGUGGAGGAGAGUGACUUCGUGGUCCUGGAGAAGGAAGGGCCCCACCACCGCCUGGUGCUGCCUGCUGCCCAGCCCCCAGACGGCGGUGAAUUUCAGUGCGUCGCCGGAGAUGAGCGUGCCUACUUCACGGUCACCAUCACAGAUGUCUCCUCGUGGAUCGUGUACCCCAGCGGCAAGGUGUACGUGGCAGCUGUGCGCCUGGAGCGCGUGGUGCUGACCUGUGAGCUGUGCCGGCCCUGGGCCGAGGUGCGCUGGACCAAGGACGGUGAGGAGGUAGCGGAGAGUCCCGCACUGCUCCUGCAGAAGGAGGACACGGUCCGCCGCCUGGUGUUGCCCGCUGUCCAGCUCGAGGACUCCGGCGAGUACUUGUGUGAAAUCGACGACGAGUCGGCCUCGUUCACCGUCACUGUCACAGAGCCCCCAGUGCGCAUCAUAUACCCCCGGGAUGAGGUGACCUUGAUCGCCGUGAGCUUGGAGUGCGUGGUGCUGAUGUGCGAGCUGUCCCGGGAGGACGCCCCUGUGCGCUGGUACAAAGACGGGCUGGAGGUAGAGGAGAGCGAGGCCCUGGUGCUGGAGAGUGACGGGCCACACCGCCGCCUGGUGCUGCCUGCCGCCCAGCCCGAGCAGGGGGGCGAGUUCGUGUGUGAUGCCGUAGAUGACUCAGCCUUCUUCACUGUCACCGUCACAGCCCCGCCAGAGAGGAUUGUGCACCCGGCAGCCCGCUCCCUGGACCUGCAGUUCGGGGCCCCGGGGCGCGUGGAGCUGCGCUGCGAGGUGGCCCCUGCCGGGUCCCAGGUGCGCUGGUACAAGAAUGGGCUGGAGGUGGAGGCAUCGGACACGCUGCAGCUGGGAGCCAAGGGGCCUGCUCGCACCCUGACCCUGCCCCACGCCCAGCCCGAGGACACCGGGGAGUAUGUGUGCGAGACUCGUGACGAAGCUGUCACCUUCAAUGUCAGCCUGGCUGAGCCCCCAGUCCAGUUCCUCGCCCCAGAGGCAGCCCCUGCCCCACUCUGUGUGGCCCCUGGGGAGCCGGUGGUGCUGAGCUGUGAACUGUCCCGGGCUGGCGCCCUGGUCUUCUGGAGUCACAACGGGAGCCCCGUGCAGGAGGGCGAGGGCCUGGAGCUCCAUGCUGAGGGCCCCCACCGCAUCCUCUGCAUCCGGGCUGCAGAGCUGGCCCACGCCGGCCUCUACACCUGCCAGUCUGCGACAGCCCCGGGGACCCCCAGCCUCAGCUUCACUGUCCGAGUGGCUGAGCCCCCCGUGCGGGUGGUGGCCCCCGAGGCAGCCCAGACGAGGGUUCGCAGUACCCCAGGCGGGGACCUGGAGCUGGUGGUGCACCUCUCCGGGCCAGGGGGCCCUGUGCGCUGGUACAAGGACGGGGAGCGACUGGCGAGCCAGGGGCGGGUGCGGCUGGAGCAGGCCGGGGCGAGGCAGGUGCUGCGGGUGCGGGGGACACGGAGCGGGGACGCUGGGGAGUACCUGUGCGACACACCCCAGGACAGCCGCAUCUUCCUCGUCAGCGUGGAAGAACCACCACUGGCAAAGCUGGUCUCAGAACUGACACCACUCACCGUCCACGAGGGGGAUGAUGCCACGUUCCGGUGUGAAGUCUCCCCACCAGACGCCGAGGUCACCUGGCUACGCAACGGGGCUGUUGUCACUCCGGGGCCCCAGGUAGAGCUAGGCCAGAGUGGUUUGAGCCGCACGCUGACCGUCCGAGGCUGCCAGCUCGACGACGCGGGGACCGUGACUGCCCGAGCAGGGGGCACGGCCACGAGCGCCCGGCUCCACGUUCGAGAAAUGGAGCUGCUCUUCCUGCGGCGCCUGCAAGAUGUGCGGGCCGAGGAAGGGCAGGACGUGUGCCUGGAAGUGGAGACGGGCCGAGUGGGUGCAGCAGGGGCCGUGCGCUGGGUGCGAGGUGGGGAGCCCUUACCCCGUGACUCUCGUAUGUCCAUGGCCCAGGAUGGCCACGUCUACCGCCUCUUCAUCCACGGCGUCGUGCUGGCCGACCAGGGCACCUACGGCUGUGAGAGCCACCACGAUCGCACCCUGGCCAGGCUCAGCGUGAGGCCAAAGCAGCUAAGGGUGCUACGGCCUCUGGAGGAUGUGACCAUCAUUGAGGGCGGCAGUGCCACCUUCCAGCUGGAGCUGUCCCAGGAGGGUGUGACUGGGGAGUGGGCCCGGGGUGGAGUGCGGCUGCAGCCGGGGCCCAAAUGCCACCUGCAUGCCGAGAGCCGCACUCACCGCCUGGUACUCAGCGGCCUGGGCCUGGCCGACUCGGGCUGCAUCUCCUUCACUGUGGAUUCCCUGCGCUGUGCCGCCAGACUCACUGUGAGAGAGGCCCCAGUGACCAUUGUGCGAGGGCCACAGGACCUAGAGGUGACCGAGGGAGACACAGCUACAUUGGAGUGCGAGCUUUCCCAGGCUCUGGCUGAUGUCACCUGGGAGAAGGACGGGCGCCCGCUCACCCCCAGCCCUCGGCUCCGACUCCAGGCCCUCGGCACGCGUCGCCUUCUCCAGCUGCGGCGCUGCUGCCCCUUGGACGCCGGGACCUACAGCUGUGCAGUGGGGACGGCUCGCGCCGGGCCCGUCCGCCUGGUCGUGCGCGAGCGCAACGUGUCUGUACUUUCUGAGCUCCGGUCGGUUUGCGCCCGCCAAGGUGACGGCGCCACGUUCGAGUGCACCGUGUCGGAGGUCGAGACCACGGGGAGCUGGGAGCUCGGAGGCCGUCCGCUGAGACCUGGAGGCCACGUCCGCAUCCGACAGGAAGGGAAGAAACAUAUUCUGGUGCUGAGCGAGCUGCGCCCGGAGUACGCCGGUGAGGUCCGCUUCCAGGCGGGACCCGCCCAGUCCGUGGCUCAGCUGGAGGUAGAGGCACUGCCUCUCCAGAUGUGCCGCCGCCCCCCUCGAGAAAAGACGGUUCUCGUCGGCCGCAGGGCGGUGCUGGAGGUGACUGUGUCCCGCUCGGGGGGCCACGUGUGCUGGUUGCGGGAGGGGGUCGAGCUGUGCCCGGGAGACAAGUAUGAGCUGCGCAGCCACGGCCCCACCCACAGCCUGGUCAUCCAUGACGUGCGACCUGAGGACCAGGGCACUUACAGCUGCCAGGCCGGCCAGGACAGCGCCCACACACGGUUGCUGGUAGAGGGUAGCUAGGAGGACCGAACCAGGCCAGGCAGGUGCCCUCGGACAGCUUGGAAGGCGUGUGCCCGUACCCUGGGCAGGGGU
Messenger RNA from Odobenus rosmarus divergens (Pacific walrus), 6212 nucleotides. RefSeq names its product obscurin-like 1 (gene OBSL1). Gene Ontology annotation, molecular function: protein binding. The transcript is spliced from 21 exons. The record is from RefSeq and is a predicted model, not a curated record. The coding region runs from base 450 to 6140 and encodes 1896 amino acids. Lineage: Eukaryota; Metazoa; Chordata; Mammalia; Carnivora; Odobenidae.